Caenorhabditis bovis is the source of this 1086-nucleotide messenger RNA. NCBI's taxonomy places the organism in Eukaryota, Metazoa, Nematoda, Chromadorea, Rhabditida, Rhabditidae. The record is from the annotation of a GenBank genome assembly.
AUGGAAGUCGAGAAUUUGAACAGACUGACCAGUUUUGACGAAAAUGAAGCGAAGAUUGAUGAGAAAACGAUGCGAAUUAUUUCCAGCCACAGUUUGAAGGUGUCUUCUGAAAACGGAUACCGAUUUGUGAGCGAUUCUCUCGGUUUCUCCCUAUUCGACGAAUCCGAUUUACAGCCAAUCAAACAGUUUGGAUACGUUUUUCACGGUUCGCUUAAACUCGAAUCCCCCACGGAAAUUCUUCGCAAAUUGAUUCCACUGGAGAAAUAUUGUUAUGCUAUUGAUAGCAAUAUCUCGAUCACCUGCAAAGAGAACGUUUAUGACGUCGAUCUGUUCGAAGCACUGUUCUUCCCGCUUAAAUUAUCUCCGAGAACUGCGAUACACUUGAAUAACAUGUAUCCGAUGAGCCCAAAAACGAUUAAAUCAAUGUGGUGCCGAUUGGUGGCGUACUACUUCGAGCUGAUUGCUGGCAUUCCGGAGCUGCGUUUGCUCGGCGAAGCCGACAAACUCAAACUGAUCGUCUCUCAACUUUGCAACGUCAUCUGUUUUCAUAUUGUUUAUAUGAACAGCAAAGAUUCAAAGGAAUUCACUGAAAAUGUUUGUCUCCAAUUUGGCUUCGGAUAUUAUUGGUCGCCGAAUUGCACCGACGACACCUUAGUGAAUUUCUAUUGCGAGAAUAUCUGGAUGGCGAUAAAUUCACAUGUGAUUCCAAUUCUGAAGCACAUCAAAAUAACAUUCGAAGAAUAUCUUCUCGCUAAAAUGGUGGUCCUCUUCAAAUGCUCAGAAAUCUCGAGAAUUUCCCCUGAAGGAUUGGAAUAUAUUCGAUCCGUUGAGAAUAAAUAUCGAAUAAUGCUUGCAACUCAUAUCCAAUCGAAAUAUUUCGAAGACGAAAGUUUGAGCGGUGAGGAGAAAACCGAGAAAUCGACUGAACGACUUCAGGCAAUUAUGAGAAUUAUUACUGGAGUUGAUAUAAUUGGUGAGCUCGACGAUAAGAGUCUGACGAGUAUGGUGGAAAUUAAUCAUGGUGCAAUGCGAGGUACUCUGCAACGGCAAAUUCAUUCGAGCUUGAAAAAACGCAAUCAUAAUUAG